AUACUUUUGAAAUCCAAGCAAUUCAACAUAAUUCAGCUCAACCACCCACAAUCAAAAUUACAUCCUCUGGCAUCAUCAUUCAUGAUGUUCCCCUUGGCAUAACCAUUGCAGACAUUAAUAAUGCAGCUUCUACUAUAGGAAAAGUCAAAUCUAUAUCACUACGUGAAAAAGCCAGAUGGCAAACAGCACAUGUCAACUUUGAAGAAACAGACAAACAACUUGACAUACAAAAUAUCUGGGCAAUAACAAUCAAAAAAGAUAGCUGCAGAGUAUAUCCAAAAAACAACUUCCUUGAAAUCAAAGAAUACCGCAAUCAAUUUAUUAGCAAACUAACAAAUCUUUCACCAGGAUGUACAGCAUAUGAAUUAAAACAAUUACUUGACAAAAUCAAAGCAAAAACCUGCUUUAUUCCACAUACCAGAAAUAAAUACAACUGA
Racocetra fulgida is the source of this 437-nucleotide messenger RNA. The record is from the annotation of a GenBank genome assembly. NCBI's taxonomy places the organism in Eukaryota, Fungi, Glomeromycota, Glomeromycetes, Diversisporales, Gigasporaceae.